Clupea harengus (Atlantic herring) is the source of this 3167-nucleotide messenger RNA. RefSeq names its product G protein-coupled receptor 37 like 1a (gene gpr37l1a). Gene Ontology annotation, cellular component: plasma membrane; signaling receptor complex. Lineage: Eukaryota; Metazoa; Chordata; Actinopteri; Clupeiformes; Clupeidae. The record is from RefSeq and is a predicted model, not a curated record. Gene Ontology annotation, biological process: positive regulation of MAPK cascade; adenylate cyclase-inhibiting G protein-coupled receptor signaling pathway. Gene Ontology annotation, molecular function: G protein-coupled peptide receptor activity.
GAGGGCUUUUGGGCCAGGCAAAUAUGCAGUUGUCUUUGACUAAAGAGCUUGUAGGAUGAAAAUAGUUGGUCCAGACUGAUGAACACAUCCCGUCUGAGGUUUGGGGGUCUUACUUUUAGUUGGAGCUUUCGGGGUCAUAAAUUAUUGUCAAAAAUCUCAUCGAACUCUUCUAACCUACUUGAAUGGAUAUAAUGUUUUGCGCUUUUUUGUUCCUUAUUUUGGGGUUGACGGAGCCCUAUCACGCAAAACCGCUAAAGGAACCUUCGGAGUCGCUGAAAACUUCUGUGGGAAUAUCACCAAGUGGAUUAGAUGGCUUUACUGCGAUGCAAAUUUCAAUACCUAACAAUUUAAAUCUAAUAGGAGAUAUGGCUAGGGCAGAUCAUGUUAUAGUACUUCGGGAGGCAAAUCUUAAGAGAGUACGCAGGGGGGCGAAUGAUGGAAGAUCCAAGCAACAGGAGAAACAGUUCCCCUAUAACUUCAGGUACCCAAGACCUUAUGACCCAGACGGCUAUUUUACAACACCCAGGAAUGCACAUUUGCCUAACAACACACACAGGGAUAGAAGAAAUGGUAGCAAGUCUCUUCGUAUCCACAACCCUCUAUACCCUGUGACUGACAAUUCCUAUGGCGCCUAUGCGGUGAUGCUCCUGUCGCUGAUAGUAUUUGCUGUGGGUAUCGUAGGUAACUUGGCAGUGAUGUGCAUCGUGUGGCACAACUACUACCUGAAAACUGCUUGGAAUUGCAUUCUGGCCAGCCUGGCCUUUUGGGACUUCCUGGUCCUCUUUUUCUGUCUGCCGGUGGUCAUCUUUAAUGAACUGACCAAGAGGAGGUUACUGGGAGACCUCUCGUGUAGAAUUGUCCCUUACAUGGAGGUGACCUCACUGGGAGUGACCACCUUCAGCCUGUGCGCCCUGAGCAUUGACCGCUUCCACACGGCGACCAGCACACAGCCCAAGCCCAGGCUGGUGGAGCCCUGCCAGUCCAUCCUAGCCAAGCUGUCGGUCAUCUGGGUGGGCUCCAUGGUGCUGGCACUCCCCGAACUCCUGCUGUGGCAACUGCAGCAAGAGGUGGCACCGGUGUCAGGCCUGCCAGUGGACUCCUGUGUGCAGCGGCCCUCUGUUGACCUGCCCGAGUCGGUGUACGCACUGGUGAUCACUUACCACGAGGCGCGCAUGUGGUGGUCGUUCGGCUGCUUCUUCUGCCUGCCGCUGCUCUUCACACUGGCGUGCCAGCUCCUCACGCGGCACGUUGCUGAGGAGGCGCGACAGGCGGCGACGGGGCGCCCACUCUCAUCCUCUACCACAUCUUCGUCAUCGUCGUCCUCUUCCUCGCCUAAAAGGCAGCAGCGGCGGAGACGGGAGCGGCAGCUGACCCGUACGGUUCUGGCGCUAGCUGUGGUGUAUGGCGUCUGUGGCCUGCCGGAAAAUGCUGCCAACAUCGCGCUGGCCUAUGCCGGAUUAGAGGUCUCUAUGGCAAUACUGGCUCUGCUGCAGCUGAUUGGCCAGUUCCUGAUGUUUGCUCGGGCGGCGGCCACGCCGGUGAUCCUGCUGUGCCUGUGCCGCGCACUGGGCCAGGCCUUCAUGGACUGCUGCUGCUGCUGCUGCGAUGAGUGUCUGCCCGACCGCUCUUCCUCAUCCACCUCUUCCUCGUCCUCUUCCUCACACUCCACGGCCGCCACCGCCACGUCCACCUCCUCGCCAUCAUCCUCAGUCCCCGAGGACAAGCUCAAAAUCGUCUCAGGCACGUCACCCACCAUCCUCUUCGACAAAGCCAAGGACAACUCCUCCAUCCUGGCCAUAGGUACCCCCUGCUGAGGGGCCAGCCUUGUGGACCCCGUCUCCAAUGACUGUGCUGCUGGGACACUUUAUUACUGUCCCAUCAACUAUCUGUGGGGCUUGAUGUCGGAAAUCAUAAGGGGAGAAGAUGCCAAGUCAUUUAAACAUGGAGGUUAUUCUUUUGCUGAUACUUUCAUGUGUUUGCUGAAGCAACCCAAUACUGUCCAAAAAUCAUAGUUUACUUGUUGAGAGCUGGUGACCCUGUCCAUAUUAGUGGUUUAAAAAACAAUCUCAUCUUUCUAAUGCCCUUGUUGCUCCCAGCACAAGACAAAUUCUGAAAUAAAAGAGGAAAGUGAAGAAAUGAUACUGCUAUUAAGGGUAUAAUAAGAAAUCAGUUUUCCCCUUCAAAAGCGAGUCGGCUAGAAAGAAUAAUUAUGAAUCUUAAACUGUGAAUGGCUUGUGUGGCCUUUAUUAUCUCCUUUGAAAGGACUUUUGACAUAUCGAGUCUGGUGGACUAAAUGAGUCCAGUGAAGGCUUUUCCCCUGACACUCUGACUCAGUAGUUGGCCUUUUGUCUUCUGUUAUGCUAACCCUUUUUUAUGUCGCAUAAUGAACAAGGAGAGGAAUGUUAUGCAGCAUUCUGUAUUCAUCAAUGCAUGACAUUACUUCGUCCACAGGCUGGGUUUUUGUACAUGUCUACUCACAUUAUUGUUAGUUAACUCAAAGCAAUAUAUACAGUUAUUACUGGGUAUAUGAAUAACACUGUGCUGUGGGACUGAUUUAGUUUGUCUUAGUCUUUUCUGCUGAGGGCUGAAAUAUGUCUUGAAUAGUUUAGAAUAUUUUUAUAUAUUUUCAUGGAUAGAAAGACUCCUAGUUUAACACAAUGUAUUUGUAAAGCAAAUAGACACGUCAGUUUUAGGUCUGCAAGGUCAGUGCUAUGGCAUACUUUGGCUUGAUGGCCUGUUGGUAGCUGGUAUAAAAUGAACAAACGAAAUUCAUUUUGUCCAAUCUGGACUGGGAAGAUAUUUCACUAAGAAUUUUCUAUUUUACCAAAAAAAAUGUCUUGUUACAUUAAGAUACAGUGAUGUCCUAAAUUUGAAUCUGGAACUUGACAUCUCCAUCUCCACCUUAAGUCCAUGUAAGAUUGAGCGCAAACAGCAACCAUUUUUGAAGUAUUUUCGGCAGUCAAUAAUGGGGUAGCCGAGAUGUCUCUUUAAAAAAACAUACAUUCAAAUGGUUACGUUUAUUUUCUAAAAUUUGGAAAUGCUCAUGAGAUUAUCUUAUGAGAAACGUGAGCAAAAAAACAAUAAUGCAGGUAUAAGAAUUUGUUAUUUUAGUUGUACAUUUACAUUUCCUUUGUAUUGACUGGGACCCAAUAAAAUAAGUUGUUCAA